AUGACCGACGCCGCGCGCUGGAAGUCAACCGUCCAUGUUGGCGGUCUGGCCGCCAUGGUCACCGCCGCCAACAUUCAGGAUGCGUUCAUCCCCUUUGGCGAAAUCGCAGACGUCUCACUGCCGAAGAAUGACAAGCCCAACUCAACAGAGUCUCACCGCGGUUUCGCAUACGUCGAGUACGAAGACGUUGAUGACGCAAAGGAAGCUAUCGACAACAUGGAUCAGUCUGAGUUUUUUGGUCGCAUCAUCAGCGUCUCUGCAGCUAAGGUUCCUAAGAGCGCUGAGGAGGGGUUGGGCAGUAAGAAGGCCGUUUGGGAACAGGAAGGGUGGCUCGCUGAAAAUGCAGUCGGAGAGGAGGACAGAAUGGCAUCGGAACAGGUCACGAUACAGUCGGAAGCACGAGGACCAGACCCCAUGCAGGGACUCGAAGGUCUCGAUGUGGCGGGACCGAGGCCCGAGUAG
Molecule: messenger RNA, 462 nt
Organism: Verticillium alfalfae VaMs.102
Lineage: Eukaryota; Fungi; Ascomycota; Sordariomycetes; Glomerellales; Plectosphaerellaceae
Product: peptidyl-prolyl cis-trans isomerase E
Exons: 2
Coding region: 1-462 (153 amino acids)
Molecular function (GO): RNA binding
Source: RefSeq, a predicted model, not a curated record